AUGAUGGUUUUCGAGUCCUCGGAGGUGCACCACCACUCCACCGAGCCAAGCGCCAAGUUUCGACACCUCCAGCAUCGUGGGCAAUACACUCGAACGAUUCGAACGCCGCCAUCAUUUCUGUGGUUACCAAACACUUUUCUCGUGAACGUCGGUCCAUACGACAGGGGAAAUCGAUUACCGACGUUGCCGAUGGCUUCCCCUCCAGUAGAAGGAGAGAAGUUCGCGUUACUGCACGAGCCUGGCGUCUGCCUUGCAUUGGCGAAGGGUUUAAUCCCUGAGAAUGUUUCUAAGCAUCCAUUAUUCGCUCAACUUGGACCAAAACAUGUCCUAGUGCUGUCCCUCGUCGGAUGUAUCCAGCACGAACCACUUCGAGGCACCCAGUCUGUGGACGACCGAUUGUCUGUGUCCUGGGUCUCUCACGCUCGGCAUAUCGAGAUGUUGGCCUCGCCAUCGGGUACGCAAGGGAGGAUCGUGAAGAGCUUCCAUCCAGAACUUCUCCACAAAUGCGUGCAAGUCAACCAACGAACCUUGCGCGAGUCGCUCUGGGAGUUGACCUUUGCAAUAGCGACGAAUCUCGUCCUGAAGAGCAAAUUUCAAGGAUCUGAUAUCUCGAAACUCCGUUCUGCGGUCUUGAGAGCUAUGGCGGUUUGCGGAAAGUCGUUAGGAGGGUCGAAAUCCCCAAAGUACGUCCAAAGCUUGGGACUCUGGCGCAAACCUUUGGCAAAAGCGACCUUUUUCAAUCGAGAUAUACACACAAUCACAUUGGUCUUUAACGAAUUAAUAUUGACAUGUAUUGAAAUCAUUUCGGCAUACCUUGGUUUCUGA
Molecule: messenger RNA, 825 nt
Organism: Exophiala oligosperma
Lineage: Eukaryota; Fungi; Ascomycota; Eurotiomycetes; Chaetothyriales; Herpotrichiellaceae
Exons: 2
Coding region: 1-825 (274 amino acids)
Source: RefSeq, a predicted model, not a curated record